AUGUUGUCUCCAGCCACUGCGAAGUCAUAUGAGGAGAGACGUGCAGAAGUCAUUGCAGCUACUGCCCACACCAUUGAGCUCGCUCAGAAUGCGGACCGACAGGCUAUGAGCCGUGCACGCCGUACCCGCCAGGGUAAAGGUGACUGGGAGGGCCUUACGGCCAAUAAACAAGCUGCCGUGUUAGCUACAAUGCAGCAGGAUAUCAUGGACAGGCGCACCGCUCGUGGUAUUGACGCCAAUUCCCGCCUCACAGCUGCUAUUAAUGAUGAGAGUGCGGCUAUUGCGGCCAUUAAUGCAGAGGAGCUGGAGGAGAAGUUGAAGGCCCUACCAAAGGGCGAAGGCAAAGCUACUGGCAAGACAUCGACUAGCGACAGCGGUGAAGAAAAUACCUUAAAGGAUAUCUGGGCCAGCAACAUGGUCCCAGUCAUUGAGCGCUGGGAGCGCAAUAUUGCCCUUGCUGGCAACAUCCUUAUGCCCGAACUCUCAAGGAAGGAGAUCGAAGAGUUUGCUGGGGGGGUUAGCAACCCUGAUAAUAUCAAAGAGUUCGUGGAGCAGUGGGAGAAUAACAGCAAUGCUGAUGUUGAAGAUGGGCUGGUAGAUUUUGAUGAUGAUGGUGAAGAAGUGGAGGUGGUUAUAUCAGAGGAUGAGGAGGACGAUGAUGAGGACGAGGAUAGCCUCAACGGCUUCAUAGUCGGGGUUCGUGUAGAGGAGGAGGAGGAGGUGGAGGAGGAGGAGGAGGUGGAGGAGGAGGAGGAGGAGGAAAAAGAGGAGGAGGAGGAGAAGGAGGAGGAGGAGAAGGAGGAGGAGGAGUAA
Messenger RNA from Pseudogymnoascus destructans, 813 nucleotides. RefSeq lists its product as uncharacterized. Bases 1 to 813 code for a protein of 270 amino acids. The transcript has 3 exons. Lineage: Eukaryota; Fungi; Ascomycota; Leotiomycetes; Thelebolales; Thelebolaceae. The record is from RefSeq and is a predicted model, not a curated record.